CUGGUCGCUGGGGCUGAGGGUCUGGCUGAGGCAUCUGCUGGAGUGCACAUUGUGCUGCCUUCUGAGCCGACAGCCUGGCUCCCAGUUGUGUGGGCUUUUAGUCAUUCACAGGGAAAUUCUUGGGAGCAGGAGCUAUGCUUGGGAGUGGUGAUAAAUACAGUUAGGAAAAGGACAAAUAAUAGUUCUACUUGCUGCGUUUUAUUACUACGAACAGCAAGCAGCAUGGUAACAGAGCUUUUAGCAAAGUCCUUUGUUGUUCUGGAGAUGCAGAGGUAUUCCGGUAUUUCCAGUAGUUUGUUAUAAUUUGCUCACUGGGAGUGUUUUUAGGGACACUGUUUUGUCCCCACCCAGAACAGAGGAUUCAUGGGCAAAUUGAAGAUACACCACUGCUGAUGGGUUUUCUGCUGGCUGAGGAAGAGGACACUGCGACAGAGUUGUUGAACCCAAAACUGUAAUUCCAGUGGAAGGAAAAGAUUUGUCCCACCUGUUACAGAAAUUGUGUCGCUUCUGGUGUGGUUGUGUUCAGAAGUCAGUAACUUUGCCGGUGAAGCAAAGCUUUUACGGUACCACAAUGGUUAUCCAUCACAUCACAGGAGCAAUGUUGGCUUUCUCUGGGGGCAGGAGGAUGGCCAGUUGCAUGAGAGAAGUCACGUACUGGAAAAUGAAGAGAAAACCUUCAAAGUACAGGAUAUCCAAGAAGGCUGUGCAUUACUGUAAUGAGAAAAGCUGUGGUAACUUGGCUGGUCCUCAAAAAUUCUGAUGGAAUGUGAAGGGUCCAAGUGGCCCCAUCCCACAUGAGAAGAAUGUAAUCUCUCAAAAAAGGAAUUAUAAACAGCAGAUAGGGGCUAGAAAGGUAAAAAGGGGUGUGGGGAGCAGGAGGCACUCUCUGGGAAAGCUCUUCUUGGAGAGCCACGUCUAUCCGAGUUGCUUUGUGGAAGCAUUUAAGUGAGUUAGUCGAGAAAUAACAUUUGUGUUCUGCAAUGUCUUUGCAAAAAAACACCCUUAUAACUUGUAUUUGUUACUCAGAACCUAAAGUUUGACUUCGUGGGUAAAUUCAGAUUUGAAACCUUGUUUCUUAUAAGGAUUCAUGGGCAAUCCCACUGGGCAGAAAACUAGUCCAGUUUGCCUUUCUUCUUGUAAAAAGUUUUAAGCUUGUUCAGAAGCUCUCCGCAAAAGUGUUUUCUAUAUCAGCGUAGAUCCAUGUUGUAGUUUGCUGAAGAGGCCAGUGAAAUGGAGCUAUGGAGCUGAGUCCCUAGUCUUACUUUAAAAACCUAUCUUGCCUUCCUUUAUAUUUAGGUGGGUUUGAUCAUAUAACAACUGUAUAACAACUCGUUUUGCGUCUGGACUUGCUGUAUUCCUUUAAUUUGCAUGCUCUGUCUUGGUGCAGCUCUGGCUUCCAAGGACAUUUGAGUAAAAGUUGUUGCCUAAGCACAGCAGCUGCUCAUGCAGAUAAAUAAAAAUUUAAUGAAGUGAUGUAUUUCAGAUUAAUGCAACAUACAGCAAAAUGGAUGAAGGAUUGUCCUUUUAUCUUUUUAUUGUCUUGUGUAUGUUUAAUACAAAAGCAUUCAGUAUUUGCUGAACAGAUGGCUACUGUAGUGAAAAAGAAUCUAUGAACAAAUUUAUAGGUGAAAGUUUAAUUCCAGUAGUUUAUAAAGAGCUUUUUCACAGAAAAAAAAUGUACUCAUCACUUUUUAGAUGAUUAUCUAAAAUUGAUCAUUUGGACAAAAAUAAGUCAUUUGUACACAGACAUUUAAAGCAGAAUAUAAACUGUUGGUAAUGUAUAAAAGCUGCUGUGCCAUGAACAUCUGUCAUCUGCCGUCCUGAACUUCCACUCAUUACAGCAUUAACUUUUCAUUGGAUCACUGAUUGACUGACUGCAGGGAAGUGGCAUUUAAUUAUGUUUAAGUUUAUCCUACUGAGUACUGAGAAACAGCUAUAAAUACUUCAUUUGAAACUGGAAUGCAGCGUGUUUAGGCAAAUAUUGUGAUCGUUCUUGCUUUUAUUUUCUGAGGACGGGAGCUCAGAUGUGUACAGCUCGUUGACAGUUCAGUGUGCACAACCCUCUAACAUCAUGUAAAUCACUUUGAAUUUUUGCAGCCAUUAUCUAUUUGGCAUGUUAUGUGAUUCCUUUUCCAAAACAAUUUUGUUAUUUUUCCAUUGUGUGAUGUUUAAUAUUAUGCACUGAUGACAUUCCAGACUGAAGCAUAUUGAUAGUAUUACAUAAAAUUACCGAGUUUGUGUUCAGUCUGGUAAUCUCAACAAAAUUGGUGUUAUAUGAUAUACCCAGUAUUACCUAUGUUACACUUUUUUCCUUUAGAGAAAUUAAAAAAUACUCGUACAUACAUUCUGCUACAAAAUAAACACUUUAAUAAUGAACUCUGUAAUUCAUACCAGAUAGAACUUGUUUCCUAUUAUAGUCAAAACAGUCCUUGCGAAUUGUUAGGUUUCUUGGCUUUUAUGAAAUGCAAAUUCAUUUAAAAAACACACCUUCCCAAUUCACUAUGCAGAAGUAAAAUCUCUGAAUUAAGUUUUUGCUUAUAUGUGUCAAGAAUAAUGUCAAAUAAAUUGUAAACAUUUUUCAAGAAGUGGUAAGCUUUUUUGAUACCUCCUGAAAUGAAGUGCUUUAUUUACUACAAAAAAUUUACUAAGUGAAAUGAGACGCAGAGCUUGCAAAAUUGCCUGCUAACCACCUUCCUGCCUUGCAGGAAGCUUCAAGCACUUCCAUUCCUGUUUCACAAUUACACAGGACACUCCAUCACUACCAAAUGUGACAAACCGGUAUAGUAGUUUGUGUUUGAUAGCUGAGAGUAGGAACAAAAUUACUUUGUGGUUUUCUUCUGAUUUUCAAGGCAGAAAAAGAAAAAUGCGCAGUGCCAUUGCAUUUCCAAAAGAGCAUUUUAAUGCUAGUUACAGAAGUUACUUUGCGGCACACUUUGCUGCAUUAACCUCCCUGUCAGAGCUUGCCAAAGUGCUUGAGUAACUCUGAAUUUUCAUAGCUCUAAUGACUUUCCUUUUGUCAUAAAUUAGACCAGGAAAGAGUAAACAGCUCACUGCAGUCCUGGAGAUGUGUAGCUUUCUGCGGCUGGCAGAGCCGCCUGCUUUGCCCAGCACAGGGCAGGGUCGUGCCUGUCGGGGCAGAGAGUUCGAGGAAAGCUGGAGAGCAGGGGGUGAGCUUGUCGCACACAUCCCUUAGGUGUGAUCAAGUGAUAAAGGAAAUGUGGUGCCCUUUGGGAGGGUGUGUACCUAUGAGGAACAGGAAGCAGCUCGGCGGGUGCCUGCCCUGCCUGCCUGCUGCAGAGGUUGGUGGCUCCGGCGGGCGCAGGUGUGCCGACACACCGCCCAGCCGCUGCUCUCCAGGCAUCUUGGCAGGGCGCUCCUCGGCACCCGCAGCUGGGAGAGGCGGGGGAAAGAAACCCAGCCCAAAGCCAAAACACCCCCCCUCACCUUUAAAAAAAACCAACCCUCCUCCAGGUAGGGGAAUAUGACGGCCUUGCAGCUGAAAGAGUUGUCACAUUCAGGUCUGUACAGGAGGAGACGGGAUCGUCCUGACAGUGUCCUGCCCGGGUCGCAGGAAGAGAACCUGAGCAACAUGGCGAACGCGCUUGCAAACGCCAUCUGCGAGCGCUGCAGGGGGGGCUUUGCCCCUGCCGAGAAAAUUGUCAACAGCAAUGGUGAGCUGUACCACGAGCAGUGCUUCGUCUGUGCCCAGUGCUUUCAGCAGUUCCCCGAAGGGCUCUUCUAUGAGGUAAGCAGGACAGAGGACCCCUCCUGUCCCCAUGCCCCCUCUUGAGCCUUCAUUCCCAUAGCAGAAGUAGCUACAGGCAGGUGGAUAGCUUAGAAGGGCCCAUGGGAGGAUCUGGGCUCUGAAAGAGUUUGCCCAGGAAAGAGAGAACAAAACCAGGAGCAUUUCUGUGCUAAUUUGGAGGACAUCAAUGUACAGAAAGUUCUUUAAAUGUGGACCCUAAUGUUAUCAGCACUGAGAGAAAAAUUCCUGGAGAUCUUUUUCUCAGUGCAAAUUUUUUUCCGUGAAACUUGUGAAUCUGAUGUAUCAUACCAGAAAAUAAGUAGGAAACAUACUUCUUAGAGGAGAAAGUCAUAUAGAGGGAAAUCCCAGCAUCCUGUGGUCCAUAGGAGGUUUAUAGCUGAGUUGAGUGAAUCCAGUUUGGCAUUGGAAAAGAGAUGAUCUGUAUGUGAGCAUGCUGUGAUCUGAACCAGACAGGGCCAGUGUAAGAUCAGCUCUAAAGUUUAACAGUCUAGAGCAUUCAAAAUUAUCGAUUCUUAACACACUUUCAGGAGUAUUAAGACCUGAUUACAUUAAUAUUUCUCGGCUCCCGGUUGAUUUGCCUCAGCUUAAGAGGGUAUUUUGGAAUAGGUUUCAUUUUCUUUUACGUUCCCUUAUCAUGGGAAUUUAGAGUGUGGCUCAGCACAAAGUGGUAGUGAAAGCUCUAGACUGGUUCAUAAAAUACAAAGUGAUUAGUAUAGGGAACAAUAAAUGGUGUGAGACAGGGAAUUACUGUCAGAGAGACAAGGCCCUGCUCAAGUAGCUUACAAUCCAUCUUAGGGUAGCAGUUACAGGAUUUGUGUCAUAUGAUGAUCUGAAAAGGAAAAUGAGCAGAGUGUAAAAGGAACAAUUCUGUGCUCUCACAUACAGGUGUCAUCUUUGGCAAGAGCACAAUAGUUUAUUUUCCAUGAAGCAUUUCUAAUUUUACAGAGCCGUGUUAUGUGGUGAUGCGAGGCUGAGGAAGGAGUGUGGAUUGCAAAAGAGACUGGCUAAGGGGAUUCCUGGGGAUUUGCUUUUUCUCACCUUGUUUGAGGAUCAAAAGGCUCUAGGAAUAGUGUUACACAAAUUGUAGUAAAUUAGCCUCUAGUGUUCCAUAAGACAUCAAAAGGUGAGCUGCAAGGCAGAAUUAAUUAAAUAGAAACAAAAGAACAUCCCCCUAGAUACUUAACAAGUUGCAUUACAAUUGUUAAUAUAUACCAAGCUGACUCAGGAAAGAGUCCAUCCUGACAUGUCAAGACUUGAGGCAAAUGUAGUGAUAUGAAUGUUUCUAAACUAAAAUAUUUGUAAUUAUGUUCAUAAAAUUGUCUUAAACUAAUAAAAUGUAUUUUCUCCUAAUAAUGAAUACUUUAUUCAUUCUUUUUCUGACUCAAAAAACAAUGAGUCAAUCCAGAGACCUCUUUCAGAAACUUGAAUGGUCCUUAAAGAUAAAAGUUUGGGAAAUCAUGCUCUAGGCAGCCUGUAUCUUCUAGAGGAAACUACAGCAGAAAAAAAGUCCUACUUUUGGACAAAGGUCAGGAAUGUUACAAUCUCUGUGUUGCUCAUGAGUGGCCAUACCUGAAUCUCCGUGGCAAGUAUCCUAGUAGUGCUUAGAUGUACUGAAUGUAGGCAUUUUGCUUCCUACUACUGCUACCUUGUUAACAUUCAUAUUCAUGAUGAUUGGUCUUUGAGCACUCUCUUUCUGAAACAUGCUGCUCUCAAAGACAGUGAGUCAGAAGUGAGUACCUGUAGAUUGUCUCAGGAAUUAAAAUAACACUGUGUGCUAAACAGGUUUUGGCUAAUGUUGCUAGCGUUUUGGUUUUUUUUUAGGCUGGGUAGCCUGAGAAAUGUUACAUAGAAAGUGGAAAGUUUCAGUUAAGGAUAGAUACUUCUUGCCACAAUUAUUACAGAGGUAAAAUAACAUCGGAUAGGCUCAAGGUGCUGCGCCUGUUCGGACUCAAGAAGAGACGACUGAGAGGGAACCUCACCAAUGUAUAUAAUCAUCUGAAGGGAGGGCGUCAGAGGAGGAAGCCAGGCUCUGCUUGGUGGUGCCAAGCAAUAGGACAACAGGUAACGGGCAGAAAUUGAUGCACAGGCAGUUCCACCUGAUAAUGGGGAAAAACUUUACUGUGCACUGGUACAGGUUACCCAGAGAGGUUGUGAAGUCUCCCUCACUCGAAAUACUUAAGAAUCAUCUGGAUGCAAUUCUGCAUAGUGUGUUCUAGGAUGACCUUGCUUGAAGAGGGAGGCUGGACCAGAUGACCCUACCUCCAACCUGACCCAUUCUGUGAUUCUGUGAGAGGAAGGAAAGCCCUGAGCGGUAGAAGGUGGGCUUAGGUUGGUGAGUGCUCAGGAGUGGCUGACAGUGCUCAGAGGACUUGAGAUAAUCUGUAUCACUGUCAAGAAAAACUGACUGGAGAAGAUGGGCAGAAAGGGCAUCUUCUUCAGACUGGCUUAAUGUAGUCUUUGAGAAGAUGGAUGUGUUUGGAGGUGUGGCCAGGUAAUGUGUUUUUCUGAGCAGGUUCCCGUGGGUAAACACAGGCAUUGUUGGUUGCCCAGUAUGAGCUUGUGUUUACUCUGUGCCUGGUUUAGCUAAGCUAGUAUUUCUUGGAAAUGAUUUCCAGCUCUUAGCAAUUAGGAAGACAAAUAUUGUUCCCCUGCCUAUUGCAGGCCUUGCAGGGUUCCCCCAGUUAGUCAUUAAGCUGCUUAUCACACUUGCUGUCAACACUGCCAUGAUAAGCCUUCACGCUGUGUUCCACAGGUAGGGGUGGAACUGGUCAGGUCUCCUGUGCUGCAGGACUUAUCUCUGGGCUGCCUUGCAAGGACCCCCAUCAGCACAGCUCGCUGUGCUGUGGCACUGGAGCCAAGUCACUCGCAGGCACAAGUGGUGCCCAUCCACUGCUUAGAGUCUGCACAGCAUAGCAGGGGUUUAGUGGACGUCCUCUUGAGCCUGUGUUAGAAAUGAUAGUUUGGAUUCCUGAGACCUGCAUGCCUAAUGUUGCACAGAAACGGUGGGUACGGUGUAUUUGAUUUGUGUUCCACUUUGCUCAGUAUCAUCAUUUUAGCAAGUUUUUUUAUGCACUCAAUCGAAACAAAAAUUAGCACAAGCAUAUUCCAGUAGAAUUCUCUGUUCUUUGCUGUUAGGUGCGAAGAGGCAGCAAUUCUGGUGUGCUUCUACUCCACCACCUGGAAGAUGUGUAUUCCCUAGAGCUGCUAUUGUAGAGUUUCUCUGCAGAUAGCAGUGCACAGUUCUAUACUAAUGGCAGAACAGAUGGUCAUGUUUGUUUCUAUUCCAGUUGUACCUUGAGUGUUUUCUUAAAAUGGUUUUUAUCAAAAGCUGCCUUAGAGAAACAAUCUCUAAAGUCUCAGUUUUUGUGCAUGACUUUCCACUUAAGUUAGCUAAAAACAUACAGGUAAGCUGGAGGUUACUUCACAGUGAGAUGUUUUAUGCAGAGCCAUUCAGCUCAGGGACCUUCAGCAUACAACAGUAAAAUGAUCUUACUUUUAAACUAUGUACUGUAAGAUUUGUUACAGAAGCUCAAGGCUUUCUGUGAUAACUGCUGGGUCAUCCACAAAGGGCGGCACAAAGGAGCAGAGGUUGAAAAUAGAAACAAGACUGAGUGGAAACCGACCUGCCUGAUGCAAACAAAGAGGGGAAGAAAACCUGUUUGAUCUGUUCAGAUCAACAUGUGGUGGCUUUGAAAUCCAAGCAAACCUAAGCAUCCCCCAUUGGACCACCUGUUUAAACAGAACAGGAAGCUUUCAAUUUUUUUUCAGUCUGGAAAGGAUUUUAUCAUGCAGGAAGCAAGCACAAUUCACAAUGAAUGAGUAAUUUCCAUUAUUCCUUGAGAAAGUAAUAGCCCUGUACCUCUCAAUUAUUAGUUUUUUAAAAGCCCAAAUUAAAAAGUAAUCUGUUUUAGAGUAUUACACUGGAAUAGCACUUGAUAAAUUUCUGACAGAAACUUCUGAAAAGGUCUGUACUGAGUUAAUGUCUUUCUCUUCCUAAUAGGUGCAAUUCAGGUUUGACACAGGAAUUUUGUAACCAUAAAUAUCUAAUGAAAUGUUUUAUUAGAUCCCCAUCCUGCCAUUUGCAAAAGUAUUUAUUAUAUUUAUAUUGUAUUAGAUCCUUGUCAUUUCAUAUUAUACAAGAGGUGAUCUGGAACCACAUUUCUGUAAUUUCUGUCCAUGCACAAAACCUUACUUUCUGAGUAGUAUUUUGUGCUACUCACUUGGUUUUGUCUUAGACGCAGUGAAAAGAAAGGAGCGAGGUUUCCUGCUGUCCUCCUUGUUCCACUAUUUAAACUGAGACGUUCAUAUCCAAACAUUUUGUAGCAUACCUGAUAUUGUCUACCUGGUUUUGACAUGCUCAUUGGCAUUUGUGUCCAAUAAUAAUGAUGCCCGAAGGUAUCUAAACAUUUCCCUUCAUUUCAGCACAUAUUUGCCUACAUGUUUUUACAUAUUCUUUGGCUAAACUACUAAUGCAGUGCUGUUGAAUCUUAUUAUUCCAUAUGUUGGGUUUUGUUUUUUUUUUCAAUGGGAGCUUGAACUGUAGCUGAACUUACAUAAGCUGUGAUAAAAUUCAAAUUCCUUAAAAUCAAUUUAACUUGAUCGAUGUACUGAACUUUGCUCUUCAAUAUUUGGACUUGAUUAUCUUAAGGGUCUUUCCCAACCUAAAUGAUUUAAUGAUUCUAUGAAAUAAGUAUCAUGAAGGAAAAGGAUUAUUUCCCUUCAUGUUUUGGCUGACUGCUCCAUAAAUUGCAAAGAUUUCUGCCCCUGGGUGUUCUUCCUACCCCAACCUCCACUUUCUGGUAUGCUGGGUCAUUCUGGCAGGAAAUGUAGAAUGAGGAAGACAUCAAAUAGGUUUGAGAAAAAUGCUUCUCCCCUCCUGCUGGCCAAGGCUGUUUGUUAGCUAAUUUCCUGCUCAGAAUGUGUUUGGUUGCUUCAGUUUCAGUAGUCUGUCAAAAUUCAGACGUCUCUUGUGAUGUAAAUGGGUGACAGAAAAUGCCUUGCACUCUCAGCAGUACUGGAGAAAUGGUGUGCUAUUAACACUACAUGCUAACUAGUAGGUGAAUUAAGGUGGGUGGAUGUAAUACCUAGCAUACGUAGCUCAUGGUCUGGUUGUUUUUGCUCAGCCCCUCAUGUUUUACUACCUAAUUGUAUCUGGAAACACACCAGGCUGUUACAGCGUUUAUGUUAAGUGCAAGUUCCUCAUUCCUCUUUCU
Molecule: messenger RNA, 8979 nt
Organism: Motacilla alba alba
Lineage: Eukaryota; Metazoa; Chordata; Aves; Passeriformes; Motacillidae
Gene: LIMS1
Product: LIM zinc finger domain containing 1
Exons: 3
Coding region: 3482-3790 (102 amino acids)
Biological process (GO): positive regulation of integrin-mediated signaling pathway; cell-cell junction organization; positive regulation of substrate adhesion-dependent cell spreading
Cellular component (GO): focal adhesion; cell-cell junction; cytoplasm
Source: RefSeq, a predicted model, not a curated record